This is a messenger RNA of Phytomonas sp. Hart1, 351 nucleotides long. The record is from the annotation of a GenBank genome assembly. NCBI's taxonomy places the organism in Eukaryota, Euglenozoa, Kinetoplastea, Trypanosomatida, Trypanosomatidae.
AUGUUGGACCCUAAACGUCGGAUCCCUCUCAUGAUGGAAUUUCUUGAACAGCAAACUCCCGCUGAUCAAGGAAAACGAGGGCAAGUUCUCGGAGGCGAUGGGUCGGCCCCGCCAAUACAGAAAAAGUUAGAGCCUCGGCCAUCGGUACUUGGGGCUGAAAAGCGGUUGCCCGCAUCUUCUGGAAAUACUGCUGUGGAGCCUAAAUCAGGAUGGGGCGUGACGCUUCAAAAUGCAUGGAGUAUGUUAGUACGGAUCUCAACCGAUAAUAAUUAUAUAGAGGACAAAGGCACACCACUAACGGAGUGUAAUCCCAUAUAUGUUAACAGAACUAUAAUAGACUCAAAAAUGUAG